Molecule: messenger RNA, 700 nt
Organism: Frieseomelitta varia
Lineage: Eukaryota; Metazoa; Arthropoda; Insecta; Hymenoptera; Apidae
Product: TP53-regulated inhibitor of apoptosis 1-like
Exons: 2
Coding region: 395-616 (73 amino acids)
Source: RefSeq, a predicted model, not a curated record
UUCUUUUUUGAGAUUAUAACAUUGAAAUAUUAUGAGUGAGAUAAAGCGAUUUCUUGGAGAUUAUUUUUUUUGCAAAUUUUUGUGAAAAAUAAACUUUUGAUUCUGCAUACAUUUAACGAACUGAAAUCCAAGAUAAUUGUUCGUAACACGUGAUUGUAUUUACUUUUCGUGUAUUUACUUCUUUUCGAAAUCAGAUCUUUAAAAAUGUAUGAGACAAAGUAGUGUGUGUUCUACACAGUAAUAAUGAAUUAAAGCAUGUGCAACUGGAACAUACGGAUUUCACAUCAAUUUCUGUCUUUUUCUGUAUUAAUAACUAAACGAAAAUUGUUAUAAUUAAUUGGCGAUGAUUUAUUAAUUGCUGAAUGAUGUAUUAAUUAACGUAUAACAAUAUAUUAUGGAGGCUUGUAAAGAAUUGAAAGCAAAGUACGAUCGUUGUUUUAAUAAUUGGUUCUCCGAGAAAUUUUUGCGUGGAAUUUAUGAUGAUAGUGAAUGCGCAUCGUUACUUAAAGUUUACACUGAAUGUGUAGCGCAAGCUAUGAAAGAUCAAAAUAUAAAUAUAGAUGAGGUAAAUAUGGCUCAUUUGGGAACAGAACAAGAAAAGAAAACUGAAGAUUGACCAUUAUACUUUUAAUAGGAUUUUCUUUUAAUUUUUACUAUGGAUGUGUUACAUAUGUUUAAAUAAAUAAUUUUUAUCAUAAAA